Engraulis encrasicolus (European anchovy) is the source of this 2120-nucleotide messenger RNA. RefSeq names its product component of oligomeric golgi complex 8 (gene cog8). The record is from RefSeq and is a predicted model, not a curated record. Gene Ontology annotation, cellular component: COG complex. The transcript is spliced from 5 exons. Gene Ontology annotation, biological process: intra-Golgi vesicle-mediated transport. The coding region runs from base 1 to 1869 and encodes 622 amino acids. NCBI's taxonomy places the organism in Eukaryota, Metazoa, Chordata, Actinopteri, Clupeiformes, Engraulidae.
AUGGCAGCCGUAGACGUGGAGGAUGAGAGUAUCCUGGCAUCUAUCUUUAAAGAUAGUUUUCCAGACAAUUGGCGAGAAAAUCCAGACUUCGCAGCUUACCUGGCAGAGCUUAGCUCGUAUGGCGUGGAUACGUUAAAUAGGGAACCCGAGAGGUUGUCUGAAGAAAGGGCUCAGAUUUUGCAGCAGACCCGUGAACUAGCUUUCUCCAACUACAAGACAUUCAUCCGCACAGCAGAUUGCACAGAAGAAAUAUAUCGAGAUUUUGGACGUGUUGAGAGCAGCGUCUCCAAACUCCUCGACAAAUUGCCCAGCUUUGGAGAAAAAUGCAGAGGCUUUAUGAAGGAGGCAGAGGACAUUGGUGCGAGCCGACGCAUGAACAGCUUGACACUAAACCGCCACACAGAGAUAUUGGAGAUCUUGGAGAUCCCUCAGCUCAUGGACACCUGUGUCCGUAAUGGCUACUACGAGGAGGCUCUAGAGCUGGCGGCUUAUGUCAAGAGGCUGGAAAAAAAACACUCCUCCAUACCAGUUAUUCAGGGGAUUGUCUAUGAAGUCCGCCAGUCUGCCCAGCUUAUGCUGAACCAGCUCCUUCAGCAACUGCGUAGCAACUCCCAACUCCCAGUAUGCCUGAGGGUAAUCGGCUAUCUGCGCAGGAUGGACGUCUUCACCGAAGCCGAGCUCCGAGUGAAGUUUCUACAGGCUCGGGGAAGCUGGUUACACUCCAUGCUGGCAGCCAUUCCAGACGAAGAUCCUUACUUCCACAUCACCAAAACAAUAGAGGCGUGUCGAGUGCACCUGUUUGACAUCAUCACCCAGUACCGGGCCAUUUUCUCAGAUGAAGACCCACUCCUGCCAGCAGCAGGCCAGGUGGUGAAUGAGAGUGCAAUAUUCCACGGCUGGGUGGUUCAGCAAGUCGCACACUUCCUGGAAACCCUGGAAAGGGACCUGCAGCGUGGUAUAGGGGGCCGCGUGGACUCUCUCCUGGGACAAUGCAUGUACUUUGGUCUCUCCUUCAGCAGGGUUGGCGCCGACUUCCGUGGGCAGCUGGCACCAAUGUUUCAGCGCGUAGCCAUGGAUACGUUCUGCAAGGCCGUGCAGGAAGCUGUGGAGAAGUUCCAGGAAGACAUGAAUCUGUACACGCUCAUCUCCCUGCCCUCUGUGCUGGGCAGUGCCAUCCCACCGGCUGCUCCGACCACUCAGCCUGGCACGCUGCAGCCUCCUAUGGCACUGCUGAAUUUCCCUCCACUGGCAUGCUUCCUCAAUAAUAUCUUGACUGCUUUCAAUGACCUUCGGCUAUGUUGUCCCAUCGGAUUGGCCCAGGAUGUCACAAAACAGCUCGAGGAUGCACUGAUCAAGGUGACCAAGCUCAUCCUGGUGUUUCACCGAGCAGAAGAGUCAGCCUUCAGCAGUAAAGAAAAGGAGUUGUUUGUUCAGUUCUGCUGUGCAUUCGCUGAGGACAUGGUGCCUUUCCUGAACAGAUGCUUGCAGGUCCUCUUUCCUCCUUCUCAGCUGGCAUUGAUACUAGGGAUUCCUCCAACACAAGUGCAUAAGCAUGGCAGUCUUGGAUGCAUUGAUGUGAAGAAUGUUUUGGAACCUCUUGAGUUCGUCCUGCCCAAAAGAGAAGUGCCCAUCCCUGUAGUGGACCUGAGUGACAGUCUAAGCAGCUUGACCACGCAAGAACCAGAAGCUGAACCUGAGGAGAAACUUUCUGAACCUGAGGAGAAACUUUCUGAACCUUUGCAAGUACCUGCCGAAACCACAGAGCCUUCCAUAGAAGAACCAACUGUUAAUGAAAUCACUGACGCUACAGACAAUCUCUCAAAAGAUGUGGACCUAGACGACAUGGAGGAUUUCUUGUCGGGUGAAUGAACAGUUAGAAUUCAUGUGGGUGCUGGGGUAGUGCAUUAAGUUAUUCAGACUCAGAGGUUCUGAAAUACAUCUUAGUACAGUACAUCAGUAAAAUCUAUUCAUGUACAGUACAGUUUUAUAAUACAAAGCUUAUAUGGUUCAAUCUAAGAAUGUUUUGGUAUGUAUUAUUGACACAGAUGAAUAAUGGGUUGUAAAUGUUUAAUAAAUAUUGUCAUGUUACAAUGGGAAAGAGAUCAUCCGAAGACAUAAAA